Molecule: messenger RNA, 5328 nt
Organism: Mirounga angustirostris (Northern elephant seal)
Lineage: Eukaryota; Metazoa; Chordata; Mammalia; Carnivora; Phocidae
Gene: KIRREL2
Product: kirre like nephrin family adhesion molecule 2
Exons: 15
Coding region: 1574-3973 (799 amino acids)
Biological process (GO): cell-cell adhesion
Cellular component (GO): cell-cell junction; plasma membrane
Molecular function (GO): cell adhesion molecule binding
Source: RefSeq, a predicted model, not a curated record
GAAUGGUCUGGAUGCAGAGCUGGAGGUUCUGUCAAUAGGGGCUCUCACCAGAUGGUGUCCCUCAGGGCCGGGGUGUAGAGCUGUCAGUUGCUGGGGCCUUUAAUUAGGACAAACCUUCCACCCUCCACCUUGGCUGUUUUCCUUCUCUGGAUGCUCCUGGGACCUCCCACUCUCCAUUUUUCCAUGCCUGCGGCCCAAGAGAGCCAGGAAGGGGCAGCAAAGUCAGGUGUCUGGAAAAACAGCCUUACUAGGUGACUUCCUCCCCAAGACUCAGGAGUCCUGGCUCCAAGCUCAUCCUCUGUCAAAAUCCAGGCGCUGGAUUCCCCAAACAGAAGCCGGCUCAGGCCCCCAGACCUAGAAGUCUGGGUCCCGAGGACCCACCGCUCUCAGACUCAGGAGUCCAGGCCUGCUGCUGCUUCUCCCCAAGGACCCAGGAGUUCAGGCCUCCAACCCUUCCCCCCACCACACACAGGACUUAGGGCAGAUGUUCACUGUCUGUGAUUUACAAAUCCUCCUGGGCCUGUGUGGGGGUGGGAGAGAUUGGUGGUUAAUCCACUGACUCUUAAGACUUAAAACCAGAUUUUCUGACCCCCUUUCAUCCUCUCCCAACUGCACCAUGCUGCAGGCAGGGGACCUAGUUGAGUCCCCAACUCCCCCAGAAACUCGCAGUUGAGGCCAUUAGCUUCUCAGUCAACAGAGGUCUGAAUACCCGGUCUCAGAUCCGGAGUCCAAGCCUCUGCCAUUUGGAGACGCAAGAAUCUGAGCUCAGGAACAACAGAGAACCUGAGUGUGGACCCCCAGUCCCUGCAGGCUCAGGAACGUCAGACCGCGAGUCCCAGGCCCCCAGGCCCCACUCGGUGGGCUCAGGGUCCCGCCCACCUGCCCCGCCAGCUGCGCAGCGCACCGGCCCGCCUGCAGCGUGGGAACGCCCCAGCUGGGCGGCAUGCAGCCGUCAGGACAAGCUGCGCGGUUCCCAGCCUCCCCGCCUGGUCCAGCUCGGGCACCGCCGCCGCCCAGCCGUCGCCCAGCAACCACAGUCGCGUGGGAUGAGGGGCUGAGCCGGGACUGCGGGGUCUCGGGAAAGGAGGGGCUGGGGCCUGGAUUCCUGGAUCCUUGGACGUGCUAUGGUUUGCAGCGGUCACAAGGCAGGCAGAGGGAUAUUUUGAGCUGGGGUUUUGAGGCGAGAAGAACUGAAUCCCCUCCUCUUCUCAGGGGUCCCAGUUGCCCCCAGGCACCCGGUGUCCUCUUCCUGACCCGCAGGCCCAGGGGAGCCCUGGGCCCCGCCUCUCCAAGCCGCGGAAACUAGCGAAGCCCCAGGGGCUGCCAUUUAUAGCUCCGUUUCCACUCGGCGAGUUCCCUCCAGGACCCAGGCUGAGCAAGUUUCUUCCACUCUCUCCCCCGCCAUGCCCCCAACAAGCCUGGCAGGGUGCAGGUGUCCAACCCAGCCGGUUCGCCCUCCUUCGACCCAGGUGUUCCGGCUCCCAGACCCCAACUUGGCUGGGGCGCCCGCCCGCGGGAGACCCCGCCCUGCGGUGCCCCCAUUCAUCCACGUCUCGGCCGCGGGAGUUACUCAAUGGGAAGGGGCGGGUCUCCCAGGGGGCGGGGCGAGUGGGAUCAGGCCCUCCCCGGUCUCUCAGCGCCCGAGGGCGCGGAAACCGCUUGUGUUUCUGAGUGUUGGAGCCUGCGGCUGAGCAGACUUGGGGAACUCCAGGCCAGAAACGGGGUGGCUCCUAGCCUGGGGCGAAGACCCGGGCGCGAAAGGAGCCCCGACCAGGGUGGUGAGAGGUGUGCCGUUGAGGACGGGCUUAGCAAGGAAGCCAGUGCAACAGCAAGUCUACGGGAUCUUGGGGGACACACAUUCAGAAUGCUGGUUCCCACCCUCCUCGUCCUCCUCUUCUGCCUCCGAGGGAAUGCAGGUCUAUCGCCCCAUUUCCUGCAACAACCAGAUGACCUUGUGGCACUGCUGGGGGAUGAGGCCCGGCUGCCCUGUGCCCUGGGUGAAUACUGGGGGCUGGUUCAGUGGACUAAGGAUGGACUGGCUCUAGGGGGUGAAAGGGACCUGCCAGGGUGGUCCCGGUACUGGAUAUCAGGGAAUGCAGCCAGUGGCCAGCACGAUCUUUACAUUAGGCCCGUGGAGCUAGAGGAUCAAGCUUCAUAUGAAUGUCAGGCUACACAAGCAGGCCUCCGCUCUCGACCAGCCCAACUGCUUGUGUUGGUGCCCCCAAAAGCCCCCCAGGUGCUGGGUGGCCCCUUUGUGUCUCUGGUGGCUGGUGUUCCUGCGAAUCUGACCUGUCGGAGCCGUGGGGAUGCCCGCCCCACCCCUGAGCUGCUGUGGUUCCGAGAUGGGAUCCGGCUGGAUGGGACCACCUUCCACCAGACCCUGCUGAAGGAAGGAACCACUGGAUCAGUGGAGAGCAUCUUAUCCUUGACUCCUUCCAGUCAUGAUGAUGGAGCCACCUUGGUCUGUCGGGCCCGGAGCCAGGCCCUGCCGUCGGGGAAGGAUACAGCUAUCACACUGAGCUUGCAGUACCCCCCUGUGGUGACUCUGUCUGCAGAACCACAGACUGUGCUGGAGGGAGAGAAGGUCACUUUUCUGUGCCAGGCCACAGCACAACCUCCUGUCACUGGCUAUAGGUGGGCAAAGGGAGGCUCCCCGGUGCUCGGGGCCCGCGGGCCAAUGUUGGAGGUCGUGGCAGACUCCUCAUUCCUGACUGAGCCGGUGUCCUGCGAGGUCAGCAACGCUGUGGGUAGCGCCAACCGCAGCACCGCGCUGGACGUGCAGUUCGGGCCAAUUCUGCAGGCAAGGCCAGAGCCCAUGUCAGUAGACGUAGGGGAAGACGCUUCCUUCAGCUGUGCCUGGCGCGGGAACCCGCUCCCACGGGUAACUUGGACCCGCAGCGGGGACACGCAGGUGCUGAGCUCCGGGCCCACGCUGCGUCUUCCGUCGGUGGGGCCCGAGGAUGCAGGCGACUACGUGUGCAGAGCUGAGCCGGGGCUCUCAGGCCUGGGGGGCGGCGCUGCGGAGGCUAGGUUGACUGUGAACGCUCCCCCAGUUGUGACCGCCCUGCAUUCUGCGCCCGCCUUCUUGAGGGGCCCCGCCCGCCUCCAGUGUCUAGUCUUCGCAUCCCCAGCCCCAGAUGCCGUGGUCUGGUCUUGGGAUGGGGGCUUUCUCGCAGCGGGGUCUCAGGGCCGGUUCUUGGUGGAGACGUUCCCAGCCCCAGAGGGCCGCCAGGAACAGGGCCCAGCCCUGAUCUCUGUGCUACACAUCUCGGGGACCCAGGAAUCCGACUUUAGCCGGGGUUUCAACUGCAGUGCCAGGAACCGGUUGGGUGAGGGAGGCACCCAGGUCAGCCUGGGCCGUCGAGACUUGCUGCCCACUGUGCGGAUUGCGGCUGGAGUGGCCGCUGCAGCCAUGACUCUUCUUAUGGUCAUCGUUGGGGUGACCCUCUGCUGCUGGCGCCAUGGCAAGGCCUCUUUCUCCAAGCAAAAGAACCUGGUGCGAAUCCCAGGCAGCAGAGAUGGCUCCAGUUCUCGGGGCCCCGAGGAGGAGACAGGCAGCGGCGAGGACCGGGGCCCCAUUGUGCACACGGACCACAGUGACCUCGUUCUGGAUGAGGAGGGGGCUCUGGAGACCAAGGAUCCAACCAAUGGUUACUACAAGGUCCGAGGAGUCAGUGUGAGCCUGAGUCUUGGUGAAGGCCCUGGAGGAGGCCUCUUCCUGCCGCCCCCCUCCCCCCUUGGACCUCCAGGGACCCCUACCUUCUAUGACUUCAACCCACACCUAGGCAUGGUCCCCCCCUGCAGACUGUAUAGAGCUCGGGCAGGUUAUCUCACCACACCCCACCCUCGAGCUUUUACCAGCUACAGCAAACCUACAUCCACUGGACCCCCAGAUCUGGCCCCCAGGACUCCACCCUUCCCAUAUGCUGCCUUCCCCAUACCCAGCCACCCGCGUCUCCAGACUCAUGUAUGACACCUCUCCAAAUGAAGAGUCCUGGAAUCUUCGACGCCAUAAUGGAUUGUGCUGAUUUCUGAGGAAUCAGAACAAGUUGGUGACCUUCCUCCUCCAAAACUGAACAUUGAUGGGAGAGAGAGAUCAUUACAGUUAUCUGGAUCACUGGUGUACAGUGAGGUCAGCCAAAGGGGUUGCCCCAAGUGGGAGCAAGAUGGCCAUUUGACCAAUUAUUCCCCUGUGUAAAAGGGAUUCAAGAUGGCAGAUGGGCUCUUUGUUGAGGGAUGGGGACAGGGGGUGAUAGGAGUUAGGGGCAGGGAUGGAAGUUAUUUCCAGACAUUGAAAGAAGAGAUUUCAAAAUGAUCACCUGUACUAAGAAGACAGGCAACAUAGGACAGAUUUAUAGGGAAGCCAGACCAGGUCCUGUCCUGGUUCUCCCUGAGGGGCACUUUUCUUGGCCAAUGGAAGUACAGCCAGAUGGCUGUUCACUCUCUGGGAACCCAAGAUGGCCACUAUCCUGAUUCCUUCCAACUUCCUUCGAGGCCCUGGAAGAAUUGAAUCCAAGGAGUGAGGAUAGGGUGAGAAAUGUCAUGAGGAGAGGGGAGUAGAGUGGGGAGGGUGGGGGUGGGGAUCUGGAGAUGAGAAUAUUUAUGUUUAAUAAUAAAAAAAAAAGUUGAGAAGUGAAUGUGUCUUGGGCAUUCUCCUAGCAUUAUCACCCUCCACAAGGAAGGGGUCCAUUAAAUCUGCCCCAAGUUCCUUCCUCUACCCUAGGCAAUGAAGUGGCUCUGGAACAAAACCAUGAGCCACCUCCCAGCCCUUUGCUACCCAUUUAGCACUCCAGGCUCUUUUGAUAUACAUCUACACAAACAUGCAUGCACAGAUGCACAUGCAUGACAGGGCUACUCCAGUUGGCUUGGGGAAGACAGAAUUCUGGUUAUUUGAGGAGACAAAGCAGUGAGCCCUGAAGAGGAGGGGAGGGAGAAGCUAGAGGGGCUAGAGAGAAUAGAAGUGCUGUGGUCCUUAAAGCGAGGAUGGGUUGAGUCCUGUGGUGCUGGGCACCUGACUCAGGUCAUCCUUAAAGAAAGGGCCUGGAGGCUUUGGUUUAUGAAUCCUUGAGAUAGGAAUUAAAGGUCCAGACACCUGGGAUCCUUGGAAAGCAGAGCGGAAGGCCAAGACUCCUGAGUCUUAGGGAGAAAGGGCAGGGGCUUGGUCUCUGGUCCUGAAAAUGAAGGUGCCUGCAGCCCGGACUCCUGAAUCUGAGGGAGAAGGGGACUGGGUCUCAGCAGCUGUGUCCUUGAUUAGGGAAAUUUCGGGGGCCUGUAUUCCUGGGACCUCAAGAGAGGAAUUUGCCGAGGGGAGAGGUCUCCAAUGCCGGC